Messenger RNA from Macrobrachium nipponense, 2903 nucleotides. RefSeq lists its product as uncharacterized. The transcript is spliced from 5 exons. The coding region runs from base 573 to 2171 and encodes 532 amino acids. NCBI's taxonomy places the organism in Eukaryota, Metazoa, Arthropoda, Malacostraca, Decapoda, Palaemonidae. The record is from RefSeq and is a predicted model, not a curated record.
CACUUCUUAGAGCGUCGUCGAGGUCAAUCGUCAUCAUAGCCGGCCCCUCACGACCAGAGUGCCACAGUGCCAAGUGCCCCGACGGGUAGAGAGAGAGAGAAAUACCUGUCAGUGUUAGUGUCACUCAGGUCGCGUCCACACCCGAGAGUGAGACGAUACUGGUUAUUUCUAUGACAGUGAUGAAGGCAAAAGUCCAAUUAAAACGAUAAUGUGACUAAAAACUUUAGUUGUAGGCCAACUGAACGUUUGUGAAGGACAAUGUGAAAACGAUCAGUAAUAAUAAUAAUAGAUAAUUAUUACAGAAAAAUACUAAAAACUCAAUUUCAAAGCUGUUGGACAGAAAUGAAGUGUACGGCGGUGACCCAAACGGACAAAUCAUAAUUUCCUUAAAUCCGUCUUCCGACUGAAAGUGGGCGGAAACUUCGCCGACACGCCCACAGACACGCCCACAAUGUCUGCAUUAAUAAAUACUAGCGUCACCUCCCUCGCCGAGGUAAGGAGGAAAUAGUAACCACUCCCUCUGAAUACUGAAAAAAAAGAAAAAAAAACCCAUCGAAGAAUUCUACCGCACCAUGGGGCAUCACAACAGCUCCCCCUCGAAGGACCGGUGCAACAGACGGAGGAGGAGGAUGUGGGCGGGAACGUGGGUGAGCGUGGUCCUUUGGGCGUGUUUGAGCCCCGUGAUCCUCACGCCCACGGGGGCGUUUUUCACGAGCGAGACGAGACCCAGUCCACCGGAUGGAGGGGAUGUUGUUGGAGCCCUCAACAGGAUUGUUCAAGUCCUGGACUCCCACGAACGCCACACCGCCCUCUACGAGAGGGUCUCGAAACUCGAGGAGAACCUCAACAAGAAGACGGAGAACGAGAGGAAACUCGAGGAGGAGGUCUUGGACUUGAGGGCGAAGAUCCCGGCCUUGGAGGCCGAGAUCCAGACCAUCCCGGAGAUGAGGAAAGAUCUGGCGGAGUUCGAGGCCAAGAUCGAGAAGCUGGUGCACGACUACGAGGCCAAGCUGUCGGCGUUGGCGUCGGAGGUCAUCCGGCUGAAGAAAUACGGCGCCAGGAGGAAGGACCUUCAGACGCUCAGCGAUGGGAGCGACAACGUCCUUCUGAGGACUGAUGUGCCAACAUGCCCCGAGGUAGGUCUGGGAAUGGCAGCCGAGAGGGUGGGUGACCAGUGUUUAUAUUUCUCUUGGGCGACAGCCCUCAACUGGACAGAUGCACAUCGCCACUGUCAGUCUCUGGGAGGAGACCUCUCUGCUCCUGAGGACCUUUUGCCUUUGAAGACCUUUCUCCAUGCGGAAUUCGCUCGUGGCCCCUCAAUAUGGUUAGGGGCAUCCUACAAAUUAGACGACGAGGGAAACAUCACCCAUACCACGGCAGAGCGUAAAGCUCUAUCCACGCCCAGCAGCCCCUCUCAAGAAGCAGCCGAACCUGAAGGAGACCACGACGGGACCUUCUCCUUUCGCCUGAACAUAGAGGGGAGUAGUUUUGACCUUGCUAAAAACACCAUCGACGACGAAGAGAGUGACGGCGGUGGCAGUCAGGAUGACGAACCCAUCAGCACCGUCUUAUCUGAUGGCAUACCUCUUCGGGACGAGGCGAUCAUUAUACCAAAAGGGGACUUGAGUACCCUGUCCCAGAGGCUGGGAGGGCGGAGGAACCUCUUCGGGCAGCUGUCGCAGGAGGAGCUGAACGCCAGGAUCCAGAAGCUGUCAAAGCCGCCUGUCGUGGAUUUCAUUCUCCUGGAUUCAGCUCGUCCAUCAUCUCCUGGCGAUACUGAGAACCCCGAGGAAGAGAAGCAUACCUCCUCCUCCAGUGACCUCACUUCGGGAGGGAAUGCUUCUCUCGAUUCGAGACCUGGGAUUUCCUCUAUUCUUAACGGAGAGUCUCCGUUAGUGGGUUCACACGGGGGGUCCUCAUCAGGCGUUUUCAGAGACGUGAGACAGGUCUUGGACGAAGGUUCUGGCACCGGUGCCCCUGAAGCCAGGGAAGAUGAAGCCAAAGCCAACUCGAGGGUUAAGAUGAACUGUAUCCUACUACAGCAGAAAGAAUCCUUAGAAUACGAGUUAGUGAGUCAGCCUUGCAAUGAGCAACAUAGAUUCGUAUGCGGAAUCUUUUCUUCUAAAAAUAAUGAUAUGAAAUUUAAUCCAGAUAAUUUACUUCACGAGUGAUUAGAAGCCAUUAGCAGUAAUCAUAUAUCUUACUGCUGAAAAAAAAUACAAGUAAAUACUGUUGUGUGAAGUGAUACAGAAACACAAAUGAAAGUGUAUCGAAACUUUUCACACGAGUGAAAAUUUAAGGCAGAAAUUUUCGAUAUUUAAUUCCCCGGCUAUCUAAAAAUAUUAUAGUGUUUAUAUAUUUUUAUAACGACUAAGUUAUAUUCAUAUGAAAAACAAACAAUGACUUAAGCUAAGUGAUGGCUACUCUGAGUGAAACAACAAAAUUAAUUUUAAGGUGAUUUGCUUACAGUGCUUUACAUAGUAAACGAAAUACUUCUUUAGGAAUAUAUAUAUAUACUAUACCUUAGAGAUAUGAAUAUAGUCGUAUAGACGUUAAGUAAGUAAUUUUACUACACCAUGAAUAACGUCAUCUAGCUAGUUCUAAUUAUUAUUCAAUAUAAAAUGGAAGAGAGUAAAACUAUUAGUUAAAAAAAACGGGUAAAAAUAUCCAUCGAUAUAUAAUUCAGGAAACAACUAAAUUUAAUAAUCAAACUUUUAUUAUUAUUAUUAUUAUUAUUAUUAUUAUUAUUAUUAUUAUUAUUAUUAUUGCUGUUGUUGUUCUCAAAAUUUGAAGAAAUUACAUUAUCAGUGCAAACAACAAGCUAUAAGUUGUAUUUAGAAUAAUACUAGGCACUGCCAUAAAGAAUUUUAAAUACUGCAAAAUAUAUCACAGGUUUAAACACA